CUUUGACUUAGUACUCGAUCUGCUAUUCAAUUUGAUCAUUUGUUGCAUACGGUCGUUAGAACUUUUCAGCAAUGAACAUAAUGAUUUCAGCUAAAACCGAGAAGGAAGCUCCGUGCACUAAAGAUCCCAAGGAGAUUGAAGCAAAACCGUCUGAAAACAUGGAAAGUGCUCCUAAGACGAUCUUGGAGGAUAAAAAGCACAAAGAUCCCAAGGAGAUUGAAGUAAAACCUGCUGAAAACAUGGAAAGUGCUCCUAAGACGAUCGUGGAGGAUAAAAAGCACAUGGAGCAAAUGUUGGCCGUUUCGACAAUUCCACUGCGCUUGGACCACCAAAUCCAGUGCAUCAAGACCAUUCAGCAGGAGCUGCUUAAGCUUCACCUGAAGCAGGUGAUGCUCCUCGACGGCUGCACCGAAUUACUGCAUGAACUUAAUGCCGUGCAGCCCACUAAUGAGAACGAGGAGAUAAAAGUGUUGGAAACAUUUCGUGAGGUCAAGUCGAAGCUAUCGGGGGUAUUUGAACACUACCUUCCCGCCCAGCUAAGCAUACUGAAGCAGGAAUCGAAGAUAUCACAAAUGCCCGCCGAUGUAAUUCCAAAAUAAUUUUAUUACCUUGAUUUAUAAGAAUAAAUAUAAAAAACAAAUCGUUACAGGUCAA
Messenger RNA from Drosophila sechellia, 654 nucleotides. RefSeq lists its product as uncharacterized. The transcript is spliced from 2 exons. NCBI's taxonomy places the organism in Eukaryota, Metazoa, Arthropoda, Insecta, Diptera, Drosophilidae. The coding region runs from base 72 to 599 and encodes 175 amino acids. The record is from RefSeq and is a predicted model, not a curated record.